Molecule: messenger RNA, 2807 nt
Organism: Chiloscyllium plagiosum (whitespotted bambooshark)
Lineage: Eukaryota; Metazoa; Chordata; Chondrichthyes; Orectolobiformes; Hemiscylliidae
Product: cadherin-5-like
Biological process (GO): multicellular organism development; adherens junction organization; cell migration
Cellular component (GO): plasma membrane; catenin complex; bicellular tight junction
Molecular function (GO): calcium ion binding; protein phosphatase binding; beta-catenin binding
Source: RefSeq, a predicted model, not a curated record
GACAAUGUCAGGAAAUGACUGAAUGGCAAACAGGCUGGGUCCCAGGAGCAGGAACAGAGGAACUAACAGCUCUGGAAAGCUAAGACAACACACUCAGCACCGCAACCGCACAAGUUAACUCUGGAAACUAGUGCUGUAAUCUGCACUAGAUAUUUGUUCCUCUCAAUAUUCCUUAUUUUUGGAUGUAACCAGGACAGCAAGGGACUGAAGUGAUUUAAAGAGAGGUCAUUGAGAUGUUUGGGGCAAUGUUUCCCCUAUGGCUACUGAUCUGCACUAUGGGUUGGGCAGCACAAUCAGGGCUAAGCCUCAAAGUCAACAGCAGUGACACAAAAUCAGACUGGAUCUGGAACCAGCUCGCUUCCUGGGAGGGCGCAAAAGAUCCCAGACAAAUCGGAAAGAUAGAAUCAGGAAGACACGUUUUGGGAAAAACACAAUACGUUCUACGUGGUGAGGGAGUAGGAACUAUUUUUAAAGUGAAUCCAGAUACUGGAAACAUUGGCGUGUUCAGAGAGUUGGACCGAGAGAAGAAGGGCCGUUAUAAAUUAGAAGGAUUUGUGAUUGACAUAAAGUCUAAGAAACAAGUGGGUCCUUCAACCAACUUCACUAUUAAUGUUCUGGACCUGAAUGACAAUGCACCCAUAUUUACAAAAGACCCAUUUAAUGGAACUGUUCCUGAGAUGUCUGGUACAGGAACUUCCAUUCUCACUGUGAGUGCUCAUGACCCAGAUGACCCAACUGUUGGCAAACAUACAGAAGUGACCUACAAGCUUCUAAACAAUGAGAACAAUUUCUCCAUUGAUCAGAUGACAGGAAUCAUACGUGUUGUGAACCCAAACCUGGACAGGGAGAGGAAGAAAGACUAUCGGGUCAUUGUCCAAGCCAAGGACAUGGGUCUUGAACAAGGAGGAAUGAGCUCAACUGCUACUGUAUAUAUCUCUCUGACUGACAUCAAUGACAACGCACCCUACUUCCCACACAGACAAUACAACUAUUCUGUUUUGGAGGAUGCCAUAGUUGGAAGUGCGGUAAAUCGAGUAAAAGCCAAGGACCUGGAUGAAGGAGAGAAUGCAAAAAUAUUGUACACAAUUGUCAGUCGCAACAGUAUGUUUGACAUUAAAACAGACCCACAUACACAAGAGGGAGUUAUAACAGUAAAGAAGAGCCUGGAUUUUGAGAAGCAGCGACAGCAUCAGAUUGAAGUGGAAGCAGAAAACCCCACAUUAGUGAAGGGGCUGAAGUACAAGACUAAGACAGUUGUUGUUAUUGAUGUGCUCGAUGUGGAUGAGCCUCCGGUAUUCAGCCGAGGUCACUACACCUUCACUGUCAGUGAGAACCAGCCCAUUGACACCUCGAUCGGGAGGGUUUCAGCUAAGGACCCAGACCGGGCCAAAAACGGCAUUUGGUACUCAUUAAUAGAUGGGAAAGAAUUUUUUAACAUCAGACAAGAUGAUGGAGUGAUUAAAACUGGUGUGGAGCUGGAUCGAGAAGAUAUUGCCUGGCACAACAUCACAGUGGCAGCCCAUGAAGUUGGUAAAAACAAUUCCACGUCCUAUACUCAAGUGACAAUUAAAGUGUUGGAUAAAAAUGAUAAUGCUCCAACUUUGGCUGAAAACUACAAUCCCCAUGUCUGUGAAGAUGAUGCAGUUGGAACGGUUAUCCAAAUGAUCUCUGCUGUUGAUCUCGAUGAAAUUACUCCAGCUGUCAGAUUUCAUUUCAGGAUAGCGGAGAAGGACAGCAACUUCUCAGUCAAGGACAAUGGCAAUAACACUGCCAACAUCACUGUCAAACAGGCAGGCUUCGAUCAGAACGAGGCCAGCAAGCUCUCAUUGCUGAUAAACAUCUCCGACAACGGGAAUCCAUCCCUGAGGAGCACUGAGAAACUGGAGAUCAAUGUGUGCACCUGUGACAGAGACAGGAAGCCAAUAAACUGCCGGCACUUUGCUCCGCUCACCUCAGGAGUCACCGUCACCGUCCUGCUGAUUGUCUUCCUCUGCAUCAUCGUUGCUAUUGUGUUGGCAGUGCUGAUUGUCCACCACAAGAUACGGAAGAAGAAUGCCUUUGUGGGGUUGGUGAAGCCUCCGGGUGAAAUCCGGGAGCAGUUGGUGAGGUAUGACGAAGAAGGGGGUGGGGAAAUGGACACUAACUCCUUUGACAUCACGGUGCUGAACUCUCUCCGCGCAAACGGCCCACGGCCAGCUAAGGCCGUGAACUGCAGCCCUGUUUACGCCCCAGUCAGAAAGCCCAACAACGACAUGGGCUCAGUGGUCAAGAUGAAGAAGGAUGAAGCAGACGGUGACAGAGAUGGCCUGCCCUACGACACCCUCCAUGUCUACGGUUACGAGGGUGCUGACUCAGUCGCUGACUCACUGAGCUCCCUUGACAUCUCCUCCAUCGACUCCGAACAGGAUUACGAUUUCCUCACUGACUGGGGACCCCGGUUUCAAAUGUUGGCUGAACUUUAUGGAUCAGAUCCAGACAGGGCGGUAGGAGAUUAUUGAAGGGAGAGACGGAGAUGUGAUUCGUGUUUUUAUUUGGGUAAGAAGGUUUACCAAGUGGGGUGAGGAAAGGAAGGUAAAAAAUGAAAGUGGAUCAUUAGUUUGUAUAUCACAAGAGUAUCAGAACAAGAGGAGGUCAUUUUGCCCUUGUUGCAUGUUCUACAAUUCAGCUAGAUCAUGUACAUUUUUUUAAAUUAACCUGUUAAGACCAUAAGGUGUGGGAGCAGAACCAGGCCAUUCAGCCCAUCGAGUCUCCUCUGCCAUUCAAUGAGGUCAUAAAUGAUCUGAUAAUCCUCAGUUCCACUUUCCUAC